AUGACGGGACCUCACUAUAUUUCCAAUGAAACAUCCCAACAUACCUUAUUAUCUCAUUCUGAUUAUACUUGGGAAUAUGAAUAUUAUGAAUAUGGCCCAGUUUCCUUUGAAGACCUCAAGGCUCACAAAUAUUCCAUCGUGAUUGGAUUUUGGGUCGGCCUUGCUGUCUUUGUUAUUUUUAUGUUCUUCGUGCUGACCUGGCUGACCAAGACUGGAGUACCACACCAAGAGCGCAUAAACUCUUCCGAGAAAAAACUCCGCACAAACAGCUUUGUAGCUGACUUUGGGCAACCCCUGGAUUCCGAGCGAAUUUUUUCUCAGCAGCUGUUUCUCCAUUGCUACAUCAAUGAACUUGAGGACACAGAUAGAACCAAGCAGUGUCACAAGGUGCCAGUUAUGGACACUAGCAUCCACUUCCAAGAAGUAAUCGAGAACAGUGGACGACUGGAAGAGGAGCCGAACUGCCAUACGAAAUUCAACAUUCCUAACUUUGUGAAUUACGAUUCUCUGGGAGAAGAUGACUUGUUAAUUUCUGAGCCGUCUAUCAUUUUGGAGAACAAACCAGUGAGUCAAGUCACUUGCCAGAUUCUUGACUAA
This is a messenger RNA of Pseudonaja textilis, 597 nucleotides long. It is a transcript of the gene MRAP2, whose product is annotated as melanocortin 2 receptor accessory protein 2. Lineage: Eukaryota; Metazoa; Chordata; Lepidosauria; Squamata; Elapidae. The record is from RefSeq and is a predicted model, not a curated record. Gene Ontology annotation, cellular component: endoplasmic reticulum; plasma membrane. Gene Ontology annotation, biological process: regulation of adenylate cyclase-activating G protein-coupled receptor signaling pathway; protein localization to plasma membrane. Gene Ontology annotation, molecular function: type 1 melanocortin receptor binding; type 4 melanocortin receptor binding; type 3 melanocortin receptor binding.